Cyprinodon variegatus (sheepshead minnow) is the source of this 934-nucleotide messenger RNA. RefSeq names its product protein SON-like. The record is from RefSeq and is a predicted model, not a curated record. NCBI's taxonomy places the organism in Eukaryota, Metazoa, Chordata, Actinopteri, Cyprinodontiformes, Cyprinodontidae. Bases 98 to 463 code for a protein of 121 amino acids. The transcript has 2 exons.
AAAUCAGGAACAAAGGAGACCACCGACUGUGGCUCCACAUCAGGAACAGAGGAGACCACCAACUGUGGCUCCAAAUUCAGCAUGGAAGAAACCGCCCAUGGCGGCAAAGGUUCAGACACCUCUUAAAAGUUCUGCUCAGGGGUCUCUUGACGGCAUAAAGCUAACUCAGGGAUCUCUGGACAGCACAGAGCCAACUCAGGGGUCUCUGGACGGCACAGAGCUAACUCAGGGGUCUUUAGACGGCUCAGAACCGGCUCAGGGGUCUCUAGACUGCUUAGAGCUGGUUCAGGGGUCUCUAAAUGGUACAGAGCUGUCUCAAGACGGCUCAGGGCUGGCUCAGGGGUCUUUAGACAGCUCAGAACUGGCUCAGGGGUCUCUAGACGGCUCAGAGCUGGUUCAGGGGUCUCUAGACGGCUCAGAGCGGGCUUACGGCGACGCCGUCUCUUACGUUGGAGGGUCUUAGAAGCUGGGCUAAUGGGUUUUGGUUUACAGACUGAUUCUGGCAACAAGCUAUCUUUUGUGCAAGAGGGUUCAGGUUCUAGGCUAACUGGUUUAGAAAUGGAUUCGGACGCUAAACUGGUUGGUACGUGAACUGGUUCUGACUCAAGGCUAACAGGUCUGCUAAGUUCGGAUGCUAAGCUAACUGGUUCAAUGUGAGGUGGCAAGUCUCAGUCUCACCAUAAUAGAAAUUCCAGAGGUCUGACUCAUGGAUAACGGGAGCUCUGGCUGUUUGGGUUGUGACUUGUGGUCUGAUUUAAAGUUUCUUAAUGGAUGGUGCUAACUGACGAUCAAAUAGGUGGUGGCGGAGACUGACCUGGCGUAGACGGGAAGAGGGGUAAAAAAACGGAAGCUGAACGGCUUUCCCCUUAACUGGGCUGAAACGGACUGAACUGGGCUGAGACGGACUAAACAGGGGUGUACAGAGCUGUACUGG